CAUCCUGCAAGGGUGAGUCCAGGUGAGGGUCGAGUUAUCCAACGCCGCGGGCGCGGAGCCCUGGAUUCGCCGGGGCGUGGUUCUCGCCGCCAGCGCCUCAGCGCGCAGCGACCUCCUGGGUGUCAGCGCGCAAAGUUGCCGCUUAAUCCCCGCGCCCGCCGGCCUAAUGAGGACUUUCUCAAAGCACAACGCUGCGCCAGGGGCUUCCUUCCCAGGCACAGGGACUCCAGGAGGUCGACACUCCCGGCCCAACCGGACGCCCCUUCUCGCACACCACCAAGCCGGGUCCGGGGAGACUCGCACCUCGCCAGUGAACUCUUGCCCCUGAAUCCUCAGCGGGGUUCUCUAGACCCCCUGGGGGACCGGCAGGCUCCUGGCCCAGGCGGCUUGCUCCUGCGCCCUGGUUCGGGGUUUGCGGCCAGGAGUCCUGGCGCGGGGCGGGGCGCUCCAGGGAGGCCGAGGCGGCGCGCUAUUCCUGUCGUGGUGAGCUACCGGCAUGUUAUGUGCGGCGCCCAAUCACGCCUCUAACCCGUCGCUCUGACCCGCGCCCCCCCUCCUUAAUCCUCCAGGCUUUGAUUUGAUCCUCCGCGCAGAACAAACUCACCCCACCCCCCGCCCUGUAGCCAGUUGUCUCGGGGCCUCGCGGGUGCCCGCAGAACCCGUCCUCCUCGUCCACCCCGGGGGGUCAGAGCCCUUGCCCCACACUGUCGGGUCGCCCCGAGUCGGGGCCGCAUCUACGCGUCUGGGCCGUCAGAGAUCCAGCACCUCCGGAGUCCACCGGCAGCUCGGCCCUUCCAGGUGAUGCUGCACGGCCACCACCGCCCCUGUCGCGCAGGUGUACGUUCCCCAGAUCGGGCCGGAGAGGGGUCUUUGAGAAACGCACUGGCAGCCUCCGCAAGCGCCGAAACCAAGCCCCGCACCCCGCAGAAGACUCCAAACUCCGCGCCCUCCGCCACUAGGGGCUUCCGGGAACCCUUCUCAUACCAGAUUUGCUCUGAGAGGUGCAGGGGACGAUCUGCUGACCUGGAUGAAGAAGCCUUGGGCUUUAAGCUGAGCAGGCAAAAAUGGGCCCCUGCUAGGGGCUCUGAGGGUCGCGCCGGGGUCGUGGGGGUGUCGUGUCCGGGGAUGCCUCCAGCCGAGCCUGGCUGGCCCCAGUCCCGGCCCGGCCGCUUCCCGCUCGGGGCAUCAUGAGUUACUUCCUGUCUUACUGCAAAGCUCAUGGCGGCUCGCUGCUCACCGGGUACCAGGCCCUGCGCGCCGAGGGCUUCCUGUGCGACGUGACACUGGAGGCCGAAGGCAGCGAGUUCCCUGCGCACAGGUCGCUCCUGGCGUGCUCCAGCGACUACUUCAGGGCCUUGUUCAAGAGCCACACGCGGGAAUCCCGGGCUCGAGUGAUCCACCUGCACGUGCCUUCCGCGGCCGGCCUGCAGCGCCUGCUGGACUUCAUCUACACUGCCUGGCUGCCGCUCUCCAUGGACACCGUAGAGGAUACUCUGGAGGCUGCCAGCUACCUGCAGGUCACCGAGGCCCUGGGCCUGUGCGGCCGCUACCUGGAGCGACAGCUGGCCCCUGAAAACUGCUGCUUUGCCGCCAACGUGGCUGCACGCUUUGGCCUGGUGCACACGCUGGACGCAGCCGAGCGGUGCGUUGUGCGCCACCUGCGGGAGCUGCUGGCAAAGGGCGCGGGUCCCGCAGGGCUGCUGGAGCUCAAUCCUGCGUCGCUGAGGGCCAUAUUGGGUGCCUCCGAUGUGGCGCGGGUGCCAGAGGCCCGGCUGCUGGGCCUGGCGCUGGCCUGGCUGCGGCAGGAGCCCGCGGCGGAGCGCUUGGCUCACUGCACAGCGCUGCUCGAGCGUAUCCGCUUCGGCCUGGUGCCCGCCGACCUGUUGCGGCGCAUGUACUCGGGCUCUGGCCUCACGCUGCCCGCCCGCAUCAAGGGCCUCAUCAUCCAAGCCCUCAAUUACCACACGGCGCCUUCCCGCCAGCCGCUAUUGCAGGGCGAGCAGACCAGCGUCCGGAGCCCCCAGACGCGCAUCUUGUUGAUUGGGGGGCGCAGGACGCGGGAGGCCAUGACGGAAGAGGUUGCGGCUCCCCGGGAGGCAGCUAGGGGCCGGGGCGCCGUGGCAGAGCCCGAGGAGGAAGAAGAGCAGGAGCAGGAGGGAGAGGAAGAGUUGGAGGAGGAGAAGGAGUGGGAAUUCACUCAGGAAGUGGUGGCCUUCGACGUGUACAACCACCGCUGGCACAGCCUCACGCAGCUGCCCGCACCACUGCUGGGGCACAGCGUAUGCACCCUGGGCAACUUCCUAUUUGUCCUAGGCGGGGAGAUCCCUUCAGGCAGCGCCUCCUCUCCCCUGGCCGAUGGCCCGCGGAUGGUCACAGCCCAAGUGCACCGAUACGACCCGCGUUCUCACAAUUGGACCACUGUGCCCGCCAUGCGUGAAGCGCGGGCCUACUUCUGGUGCGGCGCUGUGGGUGAGAGUCUCCUGGCCGUCGGGGGCCUGGGCGCAGGCGGUGAGGCACUGGCCUCGGUGGAGAUGUAUGACUUGCGCAGGGACCGCUGGGCGCCAGCUGGUGCCCUGCCGCGGGCGCUGCAUGGCCAUGCGGGGGCCGUCGGGGAGCGCAGCGUCGUGUACAUCUCUGGGGGCAAAGCAGGGAGAGGUGAAGGAGGUGCGAGCAGCCUGCGGGACUUGUACGCCCUGGGCCCCGGGGAAAAGGCAUGGAGCAAAAGGGCACCUAUGGGCACCGCCCGCUUUGGGCACCACCUGGCGGUACUACGUGGCAAAGUGUUUGCCUUUCUGGGGCAAUUUGAGCCCUUCUCGGAGAUUGAACGCUAUGACCCCGAUUCUGACCAGUGGACUCGGUUGCGGCCACUACCCUAUGACCGGUUCUGUUAUGGGCUGGCUGUGGUGGAGGAGACAGCGCUGCUGCUGGGAGGCCUCAAGUGGCGGGAAUCCCGCCAGGUGCCUACCCGCAAUGUGGUGGGCUACGACCUUGACCUGGACCGGUGGGAGGACAUAGGCUGCGUGCUGCCCUGGGCCUGGAGUGGCCUGCAGUGCGCGGUGCUGCAGCUGGCUGACGGUGGGGACGUGGAGAAGGACGGAGAGCUUAGAGAGGCGCUGGAUUUAGUCCUGGGCUAAAUGAGUUAGUGCAGUCUGCAGGUCACAGAGGAGAAAGUUCUGCUUGACUUGGGCUUUUCCAAGAGUGGGCCUCUGGGAGCACAGUGGCUUCUCAAGGGUAAGGAGGCAAACGAGACCUUGGCCAGAGACGAAUGGUUCUCCUUGAACUGAGAAUGCGGAACGGGAUAGGUCAAAUAGAAGAAUACAUGAUUCAACUGCAGUGAGCUGGUGAUUUUUAAAAAGUCUCACGCUGGGCUAAAGGUGGACUUUCAAAAAGAUAAAAUGAUCUUAUUUUCCCUCUAAAGAGUUUCCCUCGGUACUAAACAGUAGUUACUUCUGUGCCAAAAAAAAAAAAAAAAAAAACUUGAAAAAAUGUACAAGGAGUUAAAUACAAAACCUAGAAAAUUGUUGGCUUUAAAAGCUGCAAUAAACAGUCCUAGAAGAGGGCAUUAGCUGAAUAAGUGAAGGGCGAGGCAAGUGCUUUGGUUAAAUGCUAUGGAAUCAUUGUAAGGAGAACUACCCUUGAAUAGUCCAGAAUCAGGGUUUUAGUUCUGCUCUACUGGUUCCAUAUCAAUAUGGAACUGAAAGGAGAAAUAAAACCUCAGAAUAAUUUUUUUAAUUUUUUGGUUAAACUUUUUGGUCUCCUAUCCUCACCCCUAGUUUGCUUUUGUUUAGGCUUUAGAGAGCUCAUUGGUUUUAAGUCAUUUUUUCCGCAUCUUUUAGUCAUAAAGGUUGUAUUUGUAAAAAGUCAUACUAAUUCACUUAUUUUUUGGUGGCUAUCCUCGCUUCCUCCAAACAAUCACAGAGAAAGGAGGUGAAGUUUUAAAGUACAUGUCAGACAAGUGGGAAACCGGUUUGAUUUUUCGGGGCCUCACAGAGAAGAUACUUGUAUGUGUUGAACGGGUGUUACUUCUGGCUUGUGACACCAACAGGGUGGCAAGGUUAGAACUUGUACUUGGGGUAGGGAAAGUAGGUGGCUGUGUGAUUAGAUCACAAAGAAACAUGGUAAGGACUUUGCAUGAAUAAAGUAAGUGCUUUGUAAGGAUUCAUUAAAAGCUGAAUUUAUUCGACUUCA
This is a messenger RNA of Oryctolagus cuniculus (rabbit), 4188 nucleotides long. RefSeq names its product kelch like family member 34 (gene KLHL34). Gene Ontology annotation, molecular function: protein binding. The record is from RefSeq and is a predicted model, not a curated record. Lineage: Eukaryota; Metazoa; Chordata; Mammalia; Lagomorpha; Leporidae.